GAAAUACGAGAGUAAUCGAACUUUUGUGACCCGGAAGUUAGAAAUGGCGUAGUUGGAAACAGGGAAUUCCGUUUAAAUUAAAGAAGAAAUUAUGUUAUUAAAAUCAGCUGGGCUAGAUUUUAUCCAUUAAGGUCGAUAAAAGUUUUGAAACAAGGGGUCAAUGGGUGCUGGUGUUGUAAAACCAGAUUUACAGAAUGGAAUUCAUAUUCAGAUUCAUACAGGUAGAAAUCCAGCCAGUAUGGGAUCACAUAAUUCAUCAGAACUGAAGUGCGAAGAAUGUACAUCUAAGUUCUCACAGAUUAGAAAACAGCUUCCAUGUAAGGAUUGUGAGAGGAAGUUUUGCUCAGUGUGCUACAACAGUGCAUUAAGACAGUGCAAGAAAUGCCAAAUUCUGCUGUCGGGCAAUUUUACUCGUCCACAGCUGAAACAAUGGAAACCAAAAGACUUGAAAGCAUUACUGCAUAAACAUGAUGUAAACACAACAAAAUGCCGGGAGAAGGAUGACCUUAUUGACCUCAUUUUCUCCUAUUUUGGUGCCACUAAUAGAGGGGAAAGCAACCCAGGAAGAACCUCAAGGAAUUCUUCAGAUGAGGCAAGACAACAAAGUCAAGGGGAGCAACAAUCAAAUGUGGCAGGUGCUAGUCAGUCAGGGUAUACACCAAAUAGAACAGAAACCAGUCAAACAGGAAGUGGUAAUGGUGAACCAUUCCAGAAUAAUGGAACACAGUCAGAUCAGACAGGAAAUGGAUUGAAUAACCAGUCGGGAACUGGUACACAGUCAGGGAUAAAUGACCAAUCAGAACCCAUGGAUACAAAUGAGAAAAAUGAGAGUGAUAUGUUACGUAUAAAAUUAGAAGAUGUAAAAUCAGAAGAACAUAUAGAACAGCUCAGUAUUAAGUGCCUCAAACGUCUACUGCUCAACAAUUUUGUCGACUAUAAGGGUUGCUGCGAGCGCUGGGAGCUCCAGGAACGAGUGAAGCGACUUUGGAAAGAUGAUCAGGCAAACAAACAGAAAGCUGAUCAGCAGAGAAAAGUGUCGGAUGACCCAUCACUUGCCACAAACAUGUCUUCUAACAGUGAGGAUGACUUGUGUAAAAUAUGCAUGGAUGCAGCUAUAGAUUGUGUCCUCCUGGAGUGUGGUCACAUGGUCACAUGUACACAAUGUGGCAAAAGACUGUCCGAAUGCCCUAUAUGUCGCCAGUACGUCGUACGUGCUGUGCACAUAUUCAAGGUUUAAUUUGUGUGACUUUCACAAAUUUAUUAAGUCACAUGAUGUGACAAUUUGACUAAUAAAGUGACAGGACAUUUUGUCUGAUUUUGGUUUACAUGACAAUGGUUGCAGUGUGAUAAAAACCAUAAUUGGCAGUCAUUCGAAUCAAGUGUGAUAUUUUUGUAUCAACAUUAUGAUGUUGGUGCUGAUGUUUUUGUUUGUGUAGUUACUUGAAUGUUUAAUCUUAAAACAGUUUUUUUGAACUUGUAAGUGCAUAGUUAAAGGCAUUCUUAACUUUGGGAAAUAAAGAAUUUUAGAACAUUGUUUUAUGAUGUUUAAAUAAUUGAUAAAGAGCAUGUUAAAUGUGUAUCAUGUGAGGAAAGUAGCAUUGCAUGUGACAUAGUUAUGUAGUGUUUUGUCUUUGAUACAAAAUAUUAAAUCACUAUAACUUUACCAAUGGGCAAAAAGAGAAAGAUGCUUUACAUAUGUUGUUAAGGAGUACCCAUUUUAUAACUCUUGAGGUAUGUUUUUAACAAAAAGCUUUUGAUGAAUUAAAAAUAAAAGCACAUUUGUUGCAUUAUGAGCCUUAAAUAUAUCAUUUGACUUAAUGCACAAGUCAUAUGGAAAUACAGCACCCACCACCCAAAGGCAAUAGCAAAGACAUUGACUUUGGAUUUUCAAAACCCUUGUUAAGGCUUUGCACUGCAGGAACAGAUAUAAAAUCCUCAAUAAAUGCCCCCUCCCCUACACUGUUAAUUGGACAUUUUGGCACCAAACAAAUCACCGCUUGACCCAACAGUGCAGCAAGAGAUGGAAAUUAGAAAUUGCUAAAUCAACUCCCCUUCUCCCCCACUCACACACUGGUACUGCUGACACAAAUCCCUGCACUGCCUUUGGGAUGGUAGAGGGACUGGUGUAACAGUAAACUAAUGCAUGAUAACUGUCGGUUUCAUUUUAUAAGUUUAUAUAAAGGAAAAUGUUGUUCAAAUUAUUGAUUUAUGCUUCCUUAUAGGUAAAAUGGAAGUUAUAUUUUUGUUUAUUUUGGCUAUGCACUUACCUGGGCAAAAUCAUGGUUAAUUAUUUGAAAGUGGCAUUCACUGUAUUUCUGUAUAUCAGUAAAUUCAGGACAAAAAUAGCUUUAAUUUACCAAAGGAAGGGACCAAAAUUUAUUUUGUAUCUAUAAAUAUUUGUUUUGUUUCUAUAAAUUUUGUAAAUUUAAUAUGUAAGUAAUUAUGAUUCAUUGUACCAAAACAGACCUGGGUUUGAUUUAAAAACUUUACACUGCUUUACAUAAUGUAUUUUUUUAAAAUUCUGUUUGUAUUCAAACCAUGUCUGUUAGAAAAGUGUAAACUAGAACAUGUCAUAGCUCCAUUGUGGCUUAAGCUGUAUACUUAUUUUAGAAAAUAUAACACGAAAAACAUGGUUAUUACCAAACGAAGGCUUAAUACAUGAAAUAAGGCUAAUUUUAUUAUAAUUAAAUUAUUAUUUUUGAUUACUUGAUUGUUUACUAGAUUGAUUUCUGUGUCGUUUUUGCAGUGUGAAACCUUUACUUCCAGGAUUAGGGAUAACUUUCAAGAAAUAUAAAAAACAAGUAAUCUUGAUGGGAAAUGAUGUCUCUGUUAAAACUAGUUAUUUGAAGAAAUAAACUUAAAACAGACAUUAAACAGUUGUCGACUGAGGUCAAAAAGCUUAAAGAUAUAAGUUUAAAAUUCUUACAUAGAUCAGGUGAAGGUAUUAAAAUUGGAAAAUCUGCAAAGGAUAAAAAAAGAAAUGUACUUAAAAUUAAAUAGAAUAUUGAUUUUUGUGCGAUUUUUAGCCCUGAUUUGAGCUACACAUUUCAUUUUUUGGUUAUACUGCACAUGGAGGAAUGAUCUGAAAAUUUGCAUACCAGUUAUUGAACCAGACUUACACAAAAUAGUGCAAAAAUAUCGGAAUUUUUUUUCCAGUCCUGUCAUGUCAAAAAAACCUUAGUGGAGUCCCUAAUAAGCUUUAUACGCCAAAGUAAAAUAAUUACCUUCCCUUUGUGUUAUAUACUUUUUUCCCCCUUUAAAUGGAGAUAAUCUGGAUUUGGCUAAUGUCAGGUUUUCCAAUAUAAUCCAAGGCUGCCAGCAAACUUUUUCAGUAACAACUUUGUUAGAUCACUUUAUUGUGAAUGGUUGAGCACAGUGAUACUUUAUAAGUUUGUUUGUAAACCAGGAAUUAGAUGGGAAAUGCCCACAUUUACCGAGUUCCAAAUAACAUUUGUAUGAGUGCCACUUCUAUAGAUCUGUUAUAUAUUGUACAUUGGUAUGUAAAUUUGUUAUUUAUAUAUUUUGAGACUCUUUUACAUGUUUUAAGAAAUAUAUGCAUAAUGUCAAACUAAUACCAUAAUGCUAACUUAACAUGGUAGUAUGCAAAUAUGUAUACAUUUGUAUAUAAGAUUAUUGUAUUAUAAAUGUGAUUCGUUUUGUGACAGUCUACAACUAUGCCAUAAGCCCCAAGACCAAAAAUAUUUCAAUGGGGUUAUUGAUUCUGUAAAAAGUACAAGCCUCAAAUUAAUUGUUUUCUGUAACUAUGCCUUUAAAAGAUUUUCACUCAAUAUUGUUAAUUCAGAAAACAAUGAUAUGGUAAGAAUGAUUUUGAAAAUAACUUUAAUUAAUUUCAACAAUUUGUUGGAGAAUUAUAUUGUUAAUAUUUGAAACAAAAUGUGUUAUUUUAAAAUAUCUGUUUUCGAUUUUCAACAUCAGCCCAUUUUAAAUAUCUUUAAAUAACUUCAUUUUGAAAUAAUUCAUACUUGAAUAGGUUUUUUUAAAGGCUCAUGUUGCACACUGUUAUGAACUGUAGAUAGUAGAUACUUGUUUUUAUUUCAUUAUUCAAGUAAUUUGCAUAUACUUUUGUUAAAAGGAACACCAAUUUUAUCAUAUAUUCAGGUUAAAUCAGGUACAUGUAUCUUAAUUCAUUAUUCAGCUUAGCCUUUUGGAGCCAAAAGUGGUCAGCCUUUUCCACCAAUAUAGAACCAGGUCUGCCUGCAGUCUGACCUGGUUUACUAUUUU
Messenger RNA from Ruditapes philippinarum (Manila clam), 4242 nucleotides. Its product is annotated as E3 ubiquitin-protein ligase RNF34-like. The transcript has 6 exons. Gene Ontology annotation, biological process: negative regulation of extrinsic apoptotic signaling pathway via death domain receptors; proteasome-mediated ubiquitin-dependent protein catabolic process; protein K48-linked ubiquitination. Gene Ontology annotation, cellular component: cytoplasm; plasma membrane. Gene Ontology annotation, molecular function: ubiquitin protein ligase activity. The record is from RefSeq and is a predicted model, not a curated record. The coding region runs from base 161 to 1237 and encodes 358 amino acids. Lineage: Eukaryota; Metazoa; Mollusca; Bivalvia; Venerida; Veneridae.